GCAACUUAGAGGCACAUUUUGAGUUCUAGGGAUUCCCCACAGCAAAGCAAAUAUAGAAAUUAGAGUAACAAUUAUGUGGACAGUAAUUGUUAGCCCAUUAUGCUUCUACCUUGUCUUCCUCCUCUUCAAGUUUGUUUACAAUGCAUGGUGGAAACCCAUUCAGCUACAAAACCAAAUGGCAGCACAAGGAAUCAAAGGCCCUCCUUACAAAUCCAUGUAUGGAAAUGUAAAUGAGAUGAUGCAAAUGAAGCUAUCCAUUCCAAGACCCAUGUCUCUCUCCCAUGACAUCUUCCCAAAGGUGGAGCCUCACUAUGACCAUUGGAUCAACACUUAUGGGAAGAAUUUCCUGUUCUGGUUUGGUACGAAACCUCACUUGUUUGUAUCGGAUAGGGAGCUUGUGAAAGAGGUACUGAAUAACAAGGAGAAAGCAUACCCAAAAGGAGAUUUAGUCAUUUAUAUCAAGAAGCUUAUUGGAAAUAGUCUUGUGUCAUUUGAGGGUGAAAAAUGGUCCAAUAUGCGCAAAAUAGCCAAUCAUGCUUUCCAUGGAGAGACCUUAAAAAUGAAUUUGAUACCAGAAAUGGUUGCUACUGGAGAGAUGAUGCUAAAAAGAUGGAAAAACCAUGAAGGUGGAGAAAUUGAGGUGUUUCAAGAAUUCAAGUUAUUUACAUCAGAAGUGAUUUCAAGAUCCGCUUUUGGAAGCAAUUUUGUUGAAGGGAAGGACAUAUUUGAGAAGAUAAGGAAGGUGCUUAUGAUAGCUCACAGACCUCCUUCAAACCUCUGGUCUUCAACCAUCAGUAAGAUACUUGGAACUGGCGGCGAGACGGAAUCGCAGAAGCUCGUGAGCGAAAUGGGAAGCUCCAUUUUAGAAAUAAUAAAGAAGAGAGAAAAGACAGUGAUGUGUGGAGAAGCAGAGGAUUAUGGAAGAGACUUCCUUGGAUUACUCUUGAAGGCAUGCCAUGAUGCUGAUCAGUCCAAGAGGAUUGCAGUGGAGAAUGUGAUUGAUGAGUGCAGGGGAAUGUACGUCGCCGGACAAGAAACCACUACUAACUUGCUUUCCUGGACAAUUCUGCUUCUAGCACUCAAUACAGAUUGGCAGGAAGAAGCAAGAAGAGAAGUUGAGAAUCUAUUCGGCGACCAAAAUCCGAACCCAGAUGGGAUUUCCAAGCUCAAAAUUAUGAGUAUGAUCCUUAAUGAGACAAUGAGAUUGUAUCCUCCUGCAAUGGGACUGAUCCGGAAAGUUAAUCGAGAAGUUCGACUCGGAAACAUGAAUCUACCAUCUACAAUGAGCAUUUAUCUUCCAAUCAUAAGUUUCCAUCAUGAUCGGGAGAUAUGGGGAGAAGAUGUUCAUCUUUUUAAACCAGAGAGAUUCGCAGAAGGAGUAGCAAAAGCUACCAAAAAUGAUGCCUCUGCGUUUUUCCCGUUUGGGAUUGGACCCAGAAUGUGCGUGGGCUACAACUUUGCACUCAGUGAAGCCAAGAUUGCUCUUUCAAUGAUUCUGCAACGAUAUAGCUUCACGCUAUCGCCAACUUAUGCUCACUCUCCAAUUCAGGUUCUUCUUCUUCAGCCACAACAUGGUGUUCAGAUUAUAAUUCAACCGUUGAAGAAUGGGAACCAGUGAUUUCAUGGAAAGAAAAUUUGGAGCUAAAUCAGUCACUCUGGCUGACAGAAGAAGUCUUGAGGGUCCAAUUGACUUGUGUUCAAUAAAAGUGAUAAAUCAGUCACUCUGUCUUCACAGUCAAUGUUUACUUGUGUUUAAUGUCUUGAGUCAAUUGUUUACUUGUGUAAUAAAAGUGCUAUUCAGUCACUGUUUACUUGUAUUUAAUAAAAGUGCA
Messenger RNA from Tripterygium wilfordii, 1832 nucleotides. RefSeq names its product cytochrome P450 CYP749A22-like. The transcript has 5 exons. Gene Ontology annotation, molecular function: oxidoreductase activity, acting on paired donors, with incorporation or reduction of molecular oxygen; monooxygenase activity; heme binding. The coding region runs from base 74 to 1618 and encodes 514 amino acids. The record is from RefSeq and is a predicted model, not a curated record. NCBI's taxonomy places the organism in Eukaryota, Viridiplantae, Streptophyta, Magnoliopsida, Celastrales, Celastraceae.